GCGACCAAUCAAAUGAGGUCCCGGGAGCGCGGUCAUCCCUGCUCUGCGCUAGGGUUUCUAAACUUGCGACUGGUUUUCACUUCCGGGCAGAAGUCACGUGACAUAACACAGUAAUUAGGAAGCUCACUUCAGCUUCAAAAUAGCGCAGUUGAGACUCUCACCACACAUUUUAUAAGGUAUUACCUGCAGUAAGCUUGUGGGGUUUAAGUGUCAGGACUAAAGAGGAUUAUCAGAAAUGACUUCUUGGCUUCUGAAGACUUGCAAGCUGCUUUGCUUGUGCUUCACUUUACCUUUGCGCCUCCUGGAUGUGUUCGGUUUACGCGCGGCGUACAAACGUCUCUUCCCCCGGCUCAUGUACAACAUGACGUUCCGGUACAACGACUUAAUGCACAGAGAGAAGAGACAACUCUUCAGGAACGUGAACACGUUUGCCAACAGCGACGGAACGCUUCGCCUGCUUGAGAUCGGCUGUGGCAGCGGCGCCAACUUCCAGUUUUACCCGUAUGGUUGCACCGUGCUCUGCGCCGACCCCAACCCGCACUUUGAGACCUACCUGCGGAGGAGCAUGGACGCCAACAAGCACCUGACCUACGAGGCCUUCCUGGUGCUCCCUGCAGAGGACAUGAGGGAGGUGGAGGACGCGUCUGUGGACGUCGUGGUGUGCACGUUGGUGCUGUGUUCUGUCCAGGACGUCAAGAAGGUUCUGCAGGAAGUUCGACGCGUGCUGAAAACAGGUGGAGCUUUCUACUUCAUGGAACAUGUGGUGUCAAGUCCCUCCACCUGGACACACUUCCUGCAACACACACUUGAGCCCUUGUGGCUCUAUAUUGUAGAUGGAUGCAUCAUUACGAGAGCGACAUGGAAAGAUCUGGAGUCAGCUGGCUUUUCUCAAGUCAACAUUAAACACUUGGCGGCUCCAAUCUCUCUAGUGAUACGACCACAUAUCCAGGGAUAUUGCAUUAAAUAAAAAUAUUUUUUGAGAUGAACAGGAAAAAAAUUUUCAGAAAACAAUAUUGAGUGAAAAUAUAUAUUAUUUACUUACAGAAUCAGCAACAUUUCAAACAUUGUUCCGCAUCUUCGCACCUUUCAAGACCAAAUAAAAUAUCACUUGGACAAAAUGUGCUUCGCCCUCAUUGUCUAGGUAAGGGCCAAGAAAGACUUGCACAUUCAUAUAUAUUUUUUACCCUUUUCCUCCCAUUGUACAAAAAUAAGGAAUGAAAACUGUAACAUUUCCUUAUUGGGAAUAAGAGACACUGCUGUGUAGCAAUUCAUUAAGAAAUAACACAAGUUCUGUGAAUGUUAUUGGGAGACCUACACAACAAAGAAAACCCCAAUAACAUUAUUUUAAAAACACAAGCAAGAAAUGAGACAAAUCCAGAAAAGGACAUUCAGAAAUUGAGACUAAAAAAAGCUCAUUAUUUCAAAUCUGCCGUUUAAAAAUAUACACAACUAUAAAUGUUAUAGCAUUAGUAAAUACAAAAAAAUAAGUGGAAAAAUGUCCAAAUUCUUUUGUUUAGAUAUAUAAAAGUAUAUAUCUGAUUGUUAUAUCAAGCAAAACGUAAAAAGAUGGAGGAUCUCAACCUGAAGUGUUCCAAGAAACCUGAUCGUAUCCAAAGAGCUGAAAGCCCAACUCGUCUCUGCGCUUGAACACGUUAUCCAGUUUUGACACAAUAAAGUUCUUUCAAAGUUUUGAGCUCCUCGAUCAGGGUUUUGUUUUGGUUCUCAAGCACGGCCACUCGGUUCUCCAGGCAUU
Entelurus aequoreus (snake pipefish) is the source of this 1753-nucleotide messenger RNA. RefSeq names its product thiol methyltransferase 1A, tandem duplicate 3 (gene tmt1a.3). The record is from RefSeq and is a predicted model, not a curated record. The coding region runs from base 236 to 967 and encodes 243 amino acids. NCBI's taxonomy places the organism in Eukaryota, Metazoa, Chordata, Actinopteri, Syngnathiformes, Syngnathidae. The transcript has 2 exons. Gene Ontology annotation, molecular function: S-adenosylmethionine-dependent methyltransferase activity.